This is a messenger RNA of Chilo suppressalis (striped riceborer), 1871 nucleotides long. The record is from the annotation of a GenBank genome assembly. NCBI's taxonomy places the organism in Eukaryota, Metazoa, Arthropoda, Insecta, Lepidoptera, Crambidae.
CAAAAAUCUUGAAUGAAUUUGGUUUGCCUGCCUAUAUUUCGGCAACUUUUUAUAUUUAUGUCGCUUGAAACUUACGAAUACUUCGUGUUACACAUGUAGCAGAAAAGUGUGACAUUUAUUCAGUGAAUGUGGUUUUUGAAGUGAUGCCAACAUGAGUAAGAUGUCGAAAAAUAAGUUGAACCUCACCCUUCCACCGGGGUCAAUAGACACAGCUCCGGCGAUCACCCCGUCGAAUAUGACACCCCAGCUGAAGUCAGCAACUGCUACGGAGCGGCAGGGUUUGGCUGGCAAGUCAAAGACUAGCAUCGAGGCUUUGACGGAAAGGCUCGAGCAGAUUGAGAUGGAUGAUACACAACGACGCAGGAUUGAAGUCUUCUUAUGCCAGAAAGAGAAGAUUGGGGAGCUGAGCGAUGAUGACUUUGAAAAACUGGGAGAACUAGGCCAAGGCAAUGGUGGUGUGGUAAUGAAGGUUCGCCACAAGUCUACGGGUCUUAUUAUGGCAAGAAAACUGAUACACCUAGAAGUAAAACCAGCCAUAAAGAAACAGAUUAUCAGGGAGCUCAAGGUUCUUCACGAGUGUAACUUUGCACACAUUGUGGGUUUCUAUGGAGCCUUUUAUAGUGAUGGUGAAAUUUCUAUCUGUAUGGAGUACAUGGAUGGUGGAUCACUAGAUCUUAUCUUAAAAAAGGCUGGAAGAAUACCUGAAUCAAUUCUAGGUACAAUAACUUCAGCGGUAUUGAAAGGCCUAAGUUACCUCCGCGAUAAGCACGCCAUAAUGCAUCGCGAUGUGAAGCCGUCCAACAUUCUCGUGAACAGCAAUGGCGAGAUCAAGAUCUGCGAUUUUGGUGUGUCAGGGCAACUGAUCGACUCCAUGGCGAACUCCUUUGUGGGAACCAGAAGUUAUAUGUCGCCUGAACGUCUUCAAGGCACCCACUAUUCAGUGCAGUCUGACAUUUGGUCGUUGGGCCUCUCGCUCGUUGAGAUGGCUAUCGGCAUGUAUCCUAUACCGCCGCCUGAUGCGAAAACUUUAGCCGCAAUCUUCGGCGGACAGAAUGAAGACCAUUCGCCUGGGCAAGCACCCAACUCCCCUCGGCCAAUGGCUAUAUUCGAGCUGUUAGACUACAUAGUGAAUGAACCACCGCCGAAACUACCAUCGGGAAUUUUCUCCGACGAAUUCAAGGACUUCGUCGACCGCUGUUUGAAGAAGAAUCCUGACGAAAGAGCAGAUUUAAAGACCUUAAUGAGUAUGACAAGGACUCAGAUAACAGAACAAAAGGCAGAUGGCCACCAAAAGAAGUGCGGCCACCAAAGCAAAUACGAAGUCAAAAGCGAAUACAAUCUCGCGUCAAAUCACGAAUGGAUACGCAAAGCGGACGCCGAGAAGGUGGACAUAGCGGGAUGGGUGUGCAAGACGAUGGACCUGAUGCCCUCCACGCCCAAUUCUAACGUGUCUCCUUUUUCUUCAUAAGCUGCAAGAAGUGCAUACUUUCAUCAGCGAAAAAGGGUCAAAACAUUUCCCAAGAAAGAGCGGGCGGAACAAUCAGUGAGGACACUGGCGCAGAGGAGUAGUGCUGACACUGCGCGCGGGCAGUUCACAGUAUGUCAACUCUAGAUACCAUUCUUAUCCAACAGGCAGGCGAACACAACGAAUCGUAAUCUCAUCGUUACAUUAUCGAAUGGGGCGUGCUUGGUAACACACUUGCUAUACUCUAUUCAACUUUCACUGAGGCAAAAGGUAAACACAUACAGUGCGGCAAGGACCUUUAUGAUUGUGACUGAUAGUUCAGGGAGGGCGCCACUGUCUAUGUAAAUGACAUACAAAAUAUGACGUUUGUAAAUACGGCGGCGUUAGUUCCAUUUCUCGCCACCAU